Messenger RNA from Spirodela intermedia, 693 nucleotides. Lineage: Eukaryota; Viridiplantae; Streptophyta; Magnoliopsida; Alismatales; Araceae. The record is from the annotation of a GenBank genome assembly.
AUGCAUGUGUAUUUGUCCGUCAUCAACAAGUACACCGUGAUUGUGUUCGGUUUCCCGGCGGUGCUCACCGGAAUCCAGUACGCGACCUCCGCCGGUGCCGUCUGGGUGCUCGGGGGGCAGGGAUUCCUGACCCACAACGCCUUCUCCAUAGAGACCGCCAAGAAGUUCCUCCCGCGGCCGUCGUCUUCUACCUCGCCUAUCUUCAUCCACACCCAGCUUCUCCUCGUCAUCGACGCCGAUGCCGCCUUCCGGAAGCAGCCAUUUCCGUCGAAGCUCCUCUUCACGUCUCUGGUCAUCAUCCUUGGCGGCCUCGUCGUCUACGUGGCGACCGGCUCCAUUUUUUUCGUCACGGCCUACGCGUGGGCGACUGCGUACCUCCUCGUCGUCACCACCGGGAUGGUGCACAUCAAGCAUAUAGUCAUCAACGCUUCGUCCUCUACGACAACCUCCUCGCCCUGAUGAUCGCCCCCCUUUUCUGCUUCGUCACCAGUGAGUAUGGGGGCGUGUUCGACCCGGCGGCGGUGUGGGCGGUGUUCAUGUCGCGCGCAUUCGCCCUGUCGAUCCGAUCAGCUUCUUCGGUUCGGGACGAGGAAGGCGAUCUCGGCGACGGUGAUCACUUUGACCGGCGUGGUGAACAAGCUCCUCACGGUGGCGGUCAACGUGGUCAUCUGGAGCAAGCAGGCGGCCCGCUAA